Molecule: messenger RNA, 516 nt
Organism: Lottia gigantea (owl limpet)
Lineage: Eukaryota; Metazoa; Mollusca; Gastropoda; Lottiidae
Exons: 3
Cellular component (GO): centrosome
Molecular function (GO): gamma-tubulin binding; microtubule binding; identical protein binding
Source: RefSeq, a predicted model, not a curated record
AUUUACUCUGCCAUGAAGAACCUGCAGGAUAAAGUGCGAAGACUGGAACUAGAGAGAACCACAGCAGAAGAUAAUCUGAAAAACUUAUCGAAUGAAACAGCUAAAUAUAGUUUAUGUUUACAGAAAUCUCAGGAAACUGAAAAUUUAGCCAAUGAAAUAGUCAAUAAACAGACAAAAGAAAUAGAGAAACAGCUCUCAGCUGCUGAAUCUAGAUGUGGUAUGUUGGAGAAACAGUUAGAUUAUAUGAGGAAGAUGUUACAUUCAUCUCAACAGGAACAACUAGAGUCAGCUCGUAAACGUCUCGAACUUGAUAAACAUCAUCAAUAUCCCUCGUCAACAGACCCUAUUCUACAUCAUCAACUUCAAAAAAUACCAGAAUUAGAACGAGAAAAUUUAAAAUUAUCAGCCACACAGUCUAUCUCUGAGAAUAAAAUACGUGAAUUAGAACAGAAACUAAGAGAAGAAGAUAUUCAUCGUCAAAUGAUCAUGGAUCGUGCUAAUGAUGUAAGUUUUUAG